AUGGAAUCUCUCCAUAAAUCAUUUAUCUCAGGAUGUCAUAUCCUUCAUUAUCAUCGAAUCUUAGACGCAUACGGCCACCUUUCAGUCCGUCAUCCAACUAGAAACGAUGUAUUCUUGAUGUGUCGUAGCAUGGCACCGGCUACCGUCUCAUCCAGACUCGAUAUUAUUGAGUAUUAUAUUGAAGAUGCAUCACCCGUGGACCCUGGCAGCCCAUUGGGAUAUGUUGAACGCUUCAUUCACAGCGAGAUUUAUAAGAGAUAUUCCGAUGUUCAAAGUAUCAUACACAGCCACUCACCUGAUGUUGUUCCUUAUAGUAUAUCAGGCGUGCCUCUCCAGCCAUGUGUACACUUGGCUGGUUUUCUUGGGAAAAAAGUACCCAAUUUCGACAUACUCGACUUUUACGAAACUGGGGAUGUGCGCGAUCUGCUUAUCCGGAAUAGGCAACUCGGCAAGCAACUAGCAUCUUAUUUUUCCUCCAACUCGGGUGGUUUGACUGAAGCAGUAGUAUUAAUGCGAGGUCACGGGUUCACAGUCGUUGGAGGUAGUAUUGAGGAAUGCGUCUUUCGCGCCAUUUACACCUCAGAGAAUGCUCGAAUCCAAUCUUCAGCACUCGCACUCUCUACUGCUCAUCCGCUGGCGACCGAUAUAAAGUACAUACAUGAAACAGAGAUACCUGCUUCUACAGCAAUGACACAGUGGUCUUAUAUGAGGCCAUGGAAGCUCUGGGUUCAGGAAGUCGAGGCAACAAGCCUAUACACAAACCUCGCCUAG
This is a messenger RNA of Talaromyces proteolyticus, 771 nucleotides long. RefSeq names its product class II aldolase and Adducin N-terminal domain-containing protein. The transcript is spliced from 4 exons. Gene Ontology annotation, cellular component: cytosol. Gene Ontology annotation, molecular function: aldehyde-lyase activity. Bases 1 to 771 code for a protein of 256 amino acids. Lineage: Eukaryota; Fungi; Ascomycota; Eurotiomycetes; Eurotiales; Trichocomaceae. Gene Ontology annotation, biological process: pentose catabolic process. The record is from RefSeq and is a predicted model, not a curated record.